Ilex paraguariensis (yerba mate) is the source of this 1314-nucleotide messenger RNA. NCBI's taxonomy places the organism in Eukaryota, Viridiplantae, Streptophyta, Magnoliopsida, Aquifoliales, Aquifoliaceae. The record is from the annotation of a GenBank genome assembly.
AUGUUCGGUCCAACUUGCUUCAAGGACCACUUCCAGUUCUACCACCCUCCCUUGUUUUCAUUUUGAUGUCACAGAGCUACCUUACUGGAGAGAUUCCUCCAUCAAUCUGCAAUUUGACUUCAUUCACCAUUCUUGAUUUGUCUCAUAACAACUUGAGUGGUAUAAUUCCACCAUGUGUAGGAAACUUAAUCAAUCAGCUAUCUGUGUUAGAUUUGCAGAUGAAUCACCUCUCUGGGACCAUUCCUGUGGCAUUUACAGAGUGCAAUAGCUUGAGGACUCUUAAUUUGAAUGGCAAUCAAUUAGAUGGAGUGGUGCCACGAUCUUUGGCCAAAUGUAGACAGUUAGAAGUUAUUGAUCUUGGAAGCAACAAGAUUAUUGAUACAGUCCCCCACUCGUUGGGAGCUUUCUUGUCUUGAAUUCGAAUGAAUUCCAUGGUCCCAUACACAGAUCUUCCAAAAUAAAAAAUCCCUUCCCUAAACUACGAAUCAUCGACCUCUCGGGCAAUGGGUUUAAUGGUCUUCUGCCAGCAAAUUAUAUUAAGAAUUUUGAAGCAAUGAAGAAUGCGCAAGAAAGUGGAGUAGGAUUGCAAUAUAUUGGGGGACUACAUUAUCAGGAUUCAGUAACGGUGGUGAUAAAAGGGGACGAGCUUAAACUGGUAAGAAUUCUAACUAUCUUCACAACCAUUGAUCUGUCGGACAACAACUUUGAAGGUGAUAUUCCAGAUAUCAUUGGGAGUCUAGAUUCCCUCCUAGUGCUCAACUUGUCCCAUAACAGCCUUGUUGGUCAAAUCCCUUCAUCGUUGGGAAAUUUGUUGGUGCUUGAAUCAUUAGAUCUGUCAUCCAAUCAACAUGUGGGAGAGAUUCCUGUAAUACUUACAGAUCUAACAUUCCUUGAGGCAUUAAAUCUCUCACAUAAUCAUCUGGUGGGACUUAUUCCUCAAGGUGGUCAGUUUGAUACAUUUCAAAAUGAUUCGUACAGCAGAAACUUGGCAUUAUGCGGAUUUCCAUUGUCAAAAAAUUGUGGCAAUGACAAGGAACCACAGACUCCUCCGUCGGUAUUGCUGCAAGAAAAUAAUUCAGAUUUUUUUAGUGGAUUUAAUUGGAAAUCUGUGUUGAUGGGGUAUAGUUAUGGAACAAUACUGGGAUUAAUUAUGGGAUAUCUCAUGUUGUUAACUGAAAAACCCAAGUGGUUUACAGGAAUUGUAGGAAGACAACGACGAAGGAAUAGACAGAGGUUGAGAAGUGGGAACAGGCAUGGUGCAAGAAGAAUUUAGCAAUUUCUUAGGGAAGUUAUGUAUCUUUUUUUUUCACUUUG